CUCUCUUUCCUCAGUACGAGCUCAGCACAACAAAUCAAUAAAGGAGGGAAACCAAAAGGUAAAACCCUAAAACCAGAACUCAGAGCUCAAAACUCAAAACCUCUUUCUCUUUCAAUGCUGUAAAAUUCCUGAACUCUAUUUUUCUAUUUUCUAUCCAUACUCUUUGGUUUUUUUUUUUUUCACUUUCUCUCCCCUCUCUAUUUCAAUUCCAAAACAAAGAAAGAAAGAAAGAAAUUGCUUUCCAUGGCGAGGCUUCUUCGAAACGCUUCGUUUCUGAGACGCGCUCUUGUUGCUCCCGAGCAGGGAAUAAGGAGAGGGGUGUUGGGAACAUCGACUCAGAUAUGCAAUUUUGCUACAAAAGGUAAAAGAAAAUCCAAGUCAGAUGGGAGUGAGUCUGGUGAAGAAAAUAUGUCAAAGAAAGAGUUGGCCUUACAACAAGCUCUUGACCAAAUUACUAGUCAAUUUGGAAAGGGAGCUAUCAUGUGGUUUGGCCGUUCCGAAGCUCCCAAAAAUGUCCCAGUCGUGUCGACGGGUUCUUUUGCUCUUGAUAUUGCACUCGGAUGUGGUGGAUUUCCAAAGGGUCGUGUGGUGGAGAUUUUUGGUCCUGAGGCUUCUGGGAAAACCACUCUUGCUUUGCAUGUAAUUGCUGAAGCACAGAAGCAAGGAGGUUACUGUGUCUUUGUUGAUGCCGAGCAUGCCCUUGAUUCAUCAUUAGCUAAGGCUAUUGGGGUGAACACUGAGAACUUGCUUCUUUCGCAACCUGAUUGUGGCGAACAAGCUCUCAGUCUUGUGGAUACUCUCAUACGGAGUGGUUCUGUUGAUGUUGUUGUUGUUGAUAGUGUAAGUAAGGUAGCUGCACUUGUGCCUAAAAGUGAACUUGAUGGAGAGAUGGGUGAUGCACAUAUGGCAAUGCAAGCCAGAUUGAUGAGUCAGGCACUUCGCAAACUGAGCCACUCUUUAUCGCAGUCACAAACUAUUUUGGUCUUUAUAAAUCAGGUGAGGGCAAAGCUUUCAACUUUUGGAUUUGGUGGGCCCACUGAAGUAACCUGUGGUGGUAAUGCUCUGAAGUUCUAUGCUUCAGUUCGCCUAAACAUUAGAAGGGUGGGGUUUAUCAAGAAGGGAGAAGAGACAACAGGAACUCAAGUCCAAGUGAAGAUAGUGAAGAAUAAGCUAGCUCCUCCUUUUAAAACAGUUCAAUUUGAGCUUGAGUUUGGAAAGGGAAUAAGUCGUGAAUCAGAGAUCAUAGAAUUGGCGUUGAAACACAAGCUCAUCAAGAAAAGUGGCUCAUUUUAUGAUUGUAAUGGUAAAAAAUACCAUGGCAAGGAAGCAUUCAAGGAGUUUCUAGCUCAUAAUGAUGAUGUACAGGAAGAGCUUAUGAUGAAGCUUAGGGAGAAGCUACUUGAAGGUGAGACAGGUCAGGAACUGGGAGAUGAGUCUACAGAUGGAGAACCCACUCAAGAAAUCACCUCACCUGAUUCUACUGAUGAAGAAGUUGCUGCAGCUGAAGCAUAGCACGUGAAUGACUGCAAAACUGUAGAUGAAGUUUAUUCUGCUAGAUUCUAUGGCAUCGCCCAGUUUUCGAUGGAAUCCAGCAAUCCUAUCUCCUGCUCAUCCAUAGCAUCUGGGUUUCCCAGUGGGGCACAAACUGAAGGAAAGAUUCAAAAGGCCUUGGAUUUAUUAUAAUCACAAGCUACCCUUGCUCAUGACCGAGCGAAUGGUUUUUGAUUGUGCUGUAAUUGAAAUGUGUUAAUCGUUGUAGUGCACAUUUUGGUUAUAGAAUGGAUGAAAGUCUUGCGAGGUCAAGAUAUGUUGCUGCAGAAAAUGCAGGGCAAUUGUCAAAUUUCUUAAAUGUACACUAUAAGUUAUAUCUAUUUUAUUUAUAUUUAUUUUUUUCUUUA
Molecule: messenger RNA, 1898 nt
Organism: Populus nigra (black poplar)
Lineage: Eukaryota; Viridiplantae; Streptophyta; Magnoliopsida; Malpighiales; Salicaceae
Product: DNA repair protein recA homolog 3, mitochondrial-like
Exons: 8
Coding region: 244-1512 (422 amino acids)
Biological process (GO): DNA repair
Molecular function (GO): ATP binding; ATP hydrolysis activity; ATP-dependent DNA damage sensor activity
Source: RefSeq, a predicted model, not a curated record